Molecule: messenger RNA, 1812 nt
Organism: Penicillium waksmanii
Lineage: Eukaryota; Fungi; Ascomycota; Eurotiomycetes; Eurotiales; Aspergillaceae
Gene: ugd1
Product: UDP-glucose dehydrogenase
Exons: 3
Coding region: 1-1812 (603 amino acids)
Biological process (GO): glycosaminoglycan biosynthetic process; polysaccharide biosynthetic process
Cellular component (GO): nucleus; cytosol
Molecular function (GO): UDP-glucose 6-dehydrogenase activity; NAD binding
Source: RefSeq, a predicted model, not a curated record
AUGGACAUCUCGACGGGUCUUGUCUCUGAGACAACUUCGAGCAGCCCCAGCUCAACGACCUCUUAUUUGACCAAUCUAACCACCCCUGGCGCAAGUCCUCUUUUUCGGCCAGCCCAGGGAGACGACACGAAGCUAGGUCAUGUCCAACUCUCUGACUCUCGCCGAACCGAGUCAAUACGGAAUAUAUGCGUGGUGGGCGCGGGGUAUGUGGGGGGUCCCACGGCCGCUGUGCUCGCCCUCCAUCAUCCAACAAUCACAGUAGAAGUGUUGGACAAGGAUCCAUCGCGGAUUCAAAGAUGGGAAUCCCCUCAUCUUCCCGUCCAUGAGCCAGGGCUAGACACCGUCGUGCGCAUCGUGCGCGAUGGUGCUGAGAUGACGGAAGAACCAAUCCUCUCUCUCUCGUCGGUGCCCACAAAACGUCGCCAGAACUUGUUCUUCACUUGCGAGUCGGCCAAAUCGAUCGCCCGGGCAGACAUUAUAUUAAUGGCUGUCAACACCCCGACCAAGAUGUUCGGCAUCGGGGCCGGGUGUGCCACGAACAUGACAGUUUUCGACGGAGCGAUGCGCGAAGUCGCAGUGCACGCAAAGCCAGGUGCUAUUAUCGUGGAGAAAAGUACCGUACCCGGGGGUACCGCGGAGCGUGUUCGGAAAAUGCUAUCGACUCUGCGACCGGGCGUGCCAUUCGAGGUGCUCUCCAAUCCAGAGUUCCUCGCAGAAGGUUCCGCAGUUAAGAACCUGACUACACCAGACCGUAUUUUGAUCGGUUCAGCCCCUACCCCCUCUGGUCGCCAGGCAGCGCAGACCCUCACCAAUCUUUAUGCUGCCUGGGUGCCUCGCGACCGCAUCCUUGAAACCAACGCAUGGUCGUCCGAGCUGGCCAAGCUCGUCGCGAACGCCAUGCUCGCACAGCGAAUCAGCAGCAUCAAUGCGAUCAGUGCUAUCUGUGAGAAGACGGGAGCGGAUGUCAACGAGAUCUCUGACGCGAUCGGUCGCGAUGUACGAAUCGGACCGCAUUUCCUCAAAGCCGGGCUGGGCUGGGGCGGUUCAUGCUUUCGAAAAGAUAUCGCGAGUAUCUGCUGGAUCUGUGAAUCGCUGGGCCUGAGCGAGGAGGCGCACUAUUGGCGACAGAUCACUGUGAUCAAUGAGCGACAGAGACAGCGAUUCGCGCGGAGGGUGAUUGAUCGAUUUGACGGGAAUCUGGUCGGACGCAAGCUGGCGAUUCUUGGGUUCGCCUUUAAGAAGAACACAGGCGAUACGCGCGAGUCGCUAGCCGUCGACGUGAUUCGUAUACUCCUGGAGGAGCGCCCAGCAGAGAUCACCAUCUUCGACCCGUAUUGUCGCGAGGAAGACAUUCUUCGCGAACUUGAGCCUGCUAUCGCGCAAGUACCACAGGGCGGCCGAUCCAUUGUCAAGAUCCACUCCGAUCCGUAUCUGGCUUGUUCGCAUGCACAUGCCGUGCUGGUGGUGACCGAUUGUGACCAGUUCCGUAUGUCCAAGAGGUCGUCUAUGCGACCGGGCUCGGAUUCGGUGGGGGGCUGCGAUAUCACUGGCACUAGCACUGCUUAUGCCGGGGCUCGCACUUGGACACAUGCGGGCGUCUCGUAUCAACUGACGCCACAGGCUAAAUGUGCAGGCGACUGUCGAGACUGCCACAUGAUUUUGGCACCAAAGAGCGAAGCCAUUGAGUGGCCUCGUAUCGCAUACAAUAUGGAAGAGCCGAAAUGGGUGUUUGAUGGGCGAGGAGUGUUGGACGCGGAGUUGGAGAAGUUUGGUCUGCGGUUUGAUGCGGUGGGGAGGGCGGGACAACAGUAG